AUGGCCAACAACGAAUUCGACGUUAUCAUCGCUGGAGCUGGUCCCAUAGAGUUCACGAAAAUCCAGAGCACGCCCUUCCGGAUCAUACGCGACGAGAACGAGCCUCGGAGUAUCGUCCAAUUCAAGUCAUUUACAGCUGAAGAUUAUAAGAAGAUCAAACAGAAAGAGCACGGCAAAGAGCACAAGCAAAUUUCCAAGAUCAAGUACCACCAGUUGAACGCCGGGAGCGACACCAUGUUGCAGGCCAACAGCACGGAUACGGUCCUGACGAAUGGUUUUGGACCGGUGCGGGAUGCUAAGCAAGGGUCUGUAUUGACGCCAUCUGAAUUGUUCCGAGUCGGAAGUGACUAUGACUGUGAGAUGGCAAGCCUUUUGAGUCUCACAACCGAGCCUCAGGAACUUUCACGCGAGCGGAGCGAUUAUUCGACAUCGCCUGCCUCGAUCAAUGAGCUCUUCGAAGCUGCAGAUCUGUCUUUGAAUUACUCUGCACCACGGGCAGCGCAGCUCUUCGACACCAUCUCUCGUCUUGAAUUCGCCUCUGAUUCUGGAGGCAUCUCAACUUUUCCAGACGACGUUUUCACACAGGAUACAGGAACGGCCUCGACAAGAGAGGUUGCUCCAGGGACCCUGGAGCCUGGCAUAAGCGCUACUGACGGGCGUCUCUCCUACCAUAUCAAUGAGCCGAGAGUGUCGCGUUCAGGCGCGCGGGCUAAUUUCGCCGUGUUAACGGAUCCCUGCCGUAUGGAUUAUGGCAGAACGCCAGUGACGACUCGGACAGUAGCUCUGGACGGCACAGACGACAGCUUCGAGUCACUGCACCCUCCACAGUCCUCCAGCAUACCGCUGCUCCCAUCGGAAGCAAAUACGGAGCUCGAUCAAGGGUGCGCGCAAGAGAAGGACAGCCUGCCACAUCAUCUGCGAAGCACGGCAGGAUUAUCUUGGGCCAGGAUUGCGCCGUACUUUCCGCGCACCACCAAGUCGGAAUUGCGACGUAGGUUCGCUGAGAACAUGGCAAGCACAAUGCAGCAUGGAAAGGAUAUCGUUCCGCCCAAGCGGAAGAGGGGACGUCCGCCGAACCCAAACGGUAGAAAUAUUUGGAUGUCGUACUUUGAAGCGAUCGAUCCAAUGCUCGCCGAUCGGCCGUUGAGUAGGAGGUCGUGUCCUCGAAAGCUAUAA
Recurvomyces mirabilis is the source of this 1176-nucleotide messenger RNA. RefSeq lists its product as uncharacterized. The record is from RefSeq and is a predicted model, not a curated record. Bases 1 to 1176 code for a protein of 391 amino acids. Lineage: Eukaryota; Fungi; Ascomycota; Dothideomycetes; Mycosphaerellales; Teratosphaeriaceae. The transcript is spliced from 2 exons.